Molecule: messenger RNA, 959 nt
Organism: Xiphias gladius (swordfish)
Lineage: Eukaryota; Metazoa; Chordata; Actinopteri; Istiophoriformes; Xiphiidae
Gene: nudt1
Product: nudix (nucleoside diphosphate linked moiety X)-type motif 1
Exons: 4
Coding region: 69-692 (207 amino acids)
Biological process (GO): DNA protection
Molecular function (GO): 8-oxo-7,8-dihydroguanosine triphosphate pyrophosphatase activity
Source: RefSeq, a predicted model, not a curated record
CCUCGCUCUCGCGCGUCCAGUCUGCCGCUGAUAGGACCAAUCCACGCUCUUACGUGUCCGCCCAUCACAUGAGGACGUUGGUGGCGCUUCACGCGGGAGACUUUCAUCUUGAACUGUUUGAUAACCCGUUAUUAAUCCCGUCUUUGUCCAGUAUUUGUUUUUGCGCUUUUCAACAGUCCGGAGGGCCGAAAUCGGUAAGCUUCCUCCCUUUGACAGGUGAGAUGUUGAGCUCCAAGCUCCUGACCCUGGUGCUGGUGGUCCAGCCGGGCAGGGUGCUGCUGGGCAUGAAGAAGAGAGGAUUUGGGGCUGGGAAGUGGAACGGGUUUGGGGGUAAAGUUCAGCCUGGAGAAACCAUUGAAGAUGCUGCAAGGAGAGAACUGCAAGAAGAAAGCGGUCUCACAGUGGAUGCUCUCGAGAAGGUCGGAAAUCUCAAAUUUGAGUUUGUCGGAGAAACACAGCUACUUGACGUCCACAUUUUCAGAGCCGAUACUUAUAACGGAGACCCAACAGAGUCAGAUGAAAUGAGGCCUCAGUGGUUUGAACGUGACCAAAUUCCUUUCAGUGAAAUGUGGGCGGACGACAUCCUGUGGUUCCCUCUGAUGCUCCAGAAGAAGAAAUUUGUUGGAUACUUUAAGUUCCAGGGUCACGACGUGAUCCUCAGCCACAAACUGGAGGAGGUGGAGGAGCUCUGAGAUAACCCGAGUGUUGCUGGCGUUGUCUAUGACUGGCAACAAAAAAAAAAUCAUCAGCCUUAAAAAAAAUUUGACAGUAAAUACCGAAGAUAUCCCAGUGUUAAGAGAUCUUGCCCAGUUUCAUUCGUGGGAGGAAGUGAGAGGAUCCUGAGGACUUUGAAGAACCAUAUUAACUGUACGUGUAGCAUGUUUACAUGUAAUAUAACAUCAGGAUAAAACUUCUUUUCUUAGUCUGCAUUCAUUAGAAAUACUGCCAGCUAAAUACUU